AUGGCUCCCAAGGUUGCAAUCGUCUACUACUCCAUGUACGGCCACAUCCAGGCCUUGGCCGAGGCCGAGAAGAAGGGCAUUGAGUCCGCUGGUGGCCAAGCCGAGAUCUUCCAGAUCGCUGAGACCCUCAACGAGGAAGUUUUGGCCAAGAUGCACGCUCCUACCAAGGCCAGCUACCCCGUCAUUGAGCCCGCCGAUCUCCUCGCCUACGACGCUGUUCUGUUCGGUAUCCCUACCCGUUACGGUAACUUCCCUGCUCAGUGGAAGACCUUCUGGGACAAGACCGGUGGCAUCUGGGCCACUGGUGGCUUCUGGGGCAAGUACGCUGGUCUCUUCGUCUCCACCGGUACCCAGGGUGGUGGUCAGGAGUCCACUGCUCUUGCCUCGAUGAGCACUCUCGCUCACCACGGCUUCAUCUACGUUCCCCUCGGCUACAAGACCGUCUUCGCCCAGCUGAGCAACUUGAACGAGGUUCACGGUGGUAGCGCCUGGGGUGCUGGUACCUUCGCUGGUGCCGACGGUUCCCGCCAGCCCUCCGCGCUUGAGCUUGAGGUUGCCACCGCUCAGGGCAAGGCCUUCUACGAGACCGUCUCCAAGGUCCAGUGA
Penicillium crustosum is the source of this 606-nucleotide messenger RNA. It is a transcript of the gene pst2, whose product is annotated as putative NADH-quinone oxidoreductase Pst2. Gene Ontology annotation, molecular function: NAD(P)H dehydrogenase (quinone) activity; FMN binding. The coding region runs from base 1 to 606 and encodes 201 amino acids. Lineage: Eukaryota; Fungi; Ascomycota; Eurotiomycetes; Eurotiales; Aspergillaceae. The record is from RefSeq and is a predicted model, not a curated record. The transcript is spliced from 4 exons.